GUUCUGUUUUAUUUCUCAUUCUGUGCAGCAAUGAAAAUACCUUUAUCCUGGAAAAGACAGAAACAUUAGCAAAAAGAGUAUCAGAAAUGAUUGGGACAUUUGACGUUUCAGAGAACAUAAGUGAUAGUAUUCAAACACUGCAAUCGAAAGGAUUCGUAUCCAUUGAGAAAGAAAAUGUGACAUUUGCUUCAGAUGUAGUCCACGACGAAACAAUGUUUGAUUACGUGCACACAUGUUGGAAGAGGAGCAAAGUUUAUGGUCAAGAAGAAUCCACAAUUAAAAACAAGUUUGGGGAUAUCAAUUGGGAAAUUGUCAGUCAACAUAGUCGCUUUAUAAAGAGACAGUUACUGAAUGUGUCGCUAGAGAGUUCAUUGAAAUAUUUUAGAUCGCAAAAUUACCACAAAGGUAAAUUUGUUCGCUGUUUAGGAGAUUCCAUAGGAAAAUCUGGUAUAUACAAUCAGUUUCCAGGAAAAGAGACGCCUUAUCAACAGAUACUAACCAGAAUUAUAUCUGAGAUUGGGAAAGAUAUACUUCUCCAUAAUAUCGUGGAUGAUAAAUCAUUUCAUUCUAUUUUUUCAAGCCAGUUGAAAAUCCCUGAAGAGGUGUUACAAUGGGAUUUAGAUGCCCGAAUUCGGUACUUAGAGUACUUGAGAAAGGGAAAAACACUCAUAUAUAGAGCACGGGCAAUGAUAGUUGGUUGUGCGGGAGCUGGAAAAACAACUUUAUUAGAAAGACUGCAAGGAACAUCACUGGAAGAUAUACAGAAAAUCAAGUCUACUGUGGGACUAGAUGUGCACAAUGAUAUUUUUGUAGUACUGGAAAAAGAAGGAAAACUGGAAGUUGCUAUGCGUAAAUGCGAUCCUGCAAUCCAUAUAAAAGAAAAUGUUCCAGUUGACGAUGCAGAAAAGAUAGAGGAGAAAAGACUUCUAAGCAUCCUGGAUUUCGGAGGACAGUGUAUGUAUUACGCCUGUCAUCAAAUCUACCUCAGCAAACGAGCGUUCUAAAUUUUGGUAAUUGACAUGUCUAAAGACCUGGAAGAUGUCAUAGAUGAAGAGCUUUGCGAUCAAAAGGAUACUAUGUUCUCAAAA
Molecule: messenger RNA, 1088 nt
Organism: Saccostrea cuccullata (small rock oyster)
Lineage: Eukaryota; Metazoa; Mollusca; Bivalvia; Ostreida; Ostreidae
Exons: 3
Coding region: 87-1004 (305 amino acids)
Source: RefSeq, a predicted model, not a curated record